AUGUCGGCUGAACCAGAUCACUCCAAGCCCAAGGUGGAUCUUUCAAAGAACCCCGAUGGCGCUGAGCCCAAGGAUGUAGGCAUCACCAAACACCUUUCUGCGACUGCCCUUACUGAUCCGCCACAGAACGAUGAGACCGCGACUGCCAUCCUCAAGAAGAAGAAGAAGCCAAACUCCCUGAUUGUCACCGACGCCGUCAACGAUGACAACUCAAUCAUUGCCCUCUCAAACAACACCAUGGAGACGCUCCAGCUCUUCCGUGGUGACACAGUCCUCGUCAAGGGCAAGAAGCGGAAGGACACUGUCCUCAUCGUGCUUGCCGACGACGACCUUGAUGAUGGCUCUGCGCGGAUAAACCGUGUCGUUCGCCACAACCUGCGUGUCAAGCACGGUGAUGUUAUCACCAUCCACCCGUGCCCCGACAUCAAAUACGCCAAGCGCAUUGCAGUUCUCCCCAUCGCCGAUACCGUCGAGGGUAUCACCGGAUCGUUGUUCGACGUUUUCCUUGCCCCAUACUUCCGCGAAGCCUACCGACCGGUUCGUCAAGGCGACACUUUCACAGCCCGUGGCGGUAUGCGACAAGUGGAGUUCAAGGUCGUUGAGGUCGACCCACCAGAGUUCGGUAUCGUCGCACAAGAUACCGUCAUCCACUGCGAGGGUGAGCCCAUCCAGCGCGAGGACGAGGAGGGCAACCUCAACGAGGUCGGAUACGAUGACAUUGGUGGCUGCAGGAAGCAGAUGGCACAGAUCCGGGAGUUGGUUGAGCUGCCACUGAGGCAUCCUCAGCUCUUCAAGUCUAUCGGUAUCAAGCCUCCGCGUGGUAUCCUGAUGUACGGUCCUCCUGGUACCGGUAAGACGCUGAUGGCUCGUGCCGUCGCCAACGAGACCGGUGCCUUCUUCUUCCUGAUCAACGGUCCUGAGAUCAUGUCCAAGAUGGCCGGUGAGUCAGAGUCAAAUCUGCGAAAGGCUUUCGAGGAGGCCGAGAAGAACUCUCCAGCGAUCAUCUUCAUUGACGAGAUUGAUUCGAUCGCGCCCAAGCGUGAGAAGACCAACGGUGAAGUCGAGCGCCGUGUCGUCUCGCAACUGCUCACUCUUAUGGACGGUAUGAAGGCUCGCUCUAACGUCGUUGUUAUGGCCGCCACGAACCGACCCAACUCGAUCGACCCCGCUCUCCGCCGUUUCGGACGUUUCGACCGUGAGGUCGACAUCGGUAUUCCCGACCCUACCGGCCGUCUCGAGAUUAUGCAAAUUCACACCAAGAACAUGAAGCUCGGUGACGAUGUCGACCUACAGACCAUCGCUGCUGAGACUCACGGAUACGUCGGUUCGGAUUUGGCAUCACUCUGCUCCGAGGCUGCUAUGCAGCAAAUUCGUGAGAAGAUGGAUCUCAUCGAUCUGGACGAGGACACCAUCGAUGCCGAGGUUCUCGACUCGCUGGGUGUAACCAUGGAGAACUUCCGUUUCGCUCUUGGUGUAUCCAACCCAUCGGCGCUUCGUGAAGUCGCUGUUGUCGAGGUUCCCAACGUUCGGUGGGAGGACAUUGGUGGUCUGGAGGAAGUCAAGCGCGAGCUCAUUGAGUCCGUGCAGUACCCAGUCGAUCACCCCGACAAGUUCCUCAAGUUCGGCAUGUCUCCAUCGCGAGGUGUGCUCUUCUACGGUCCUCCUGGUACUGGUAAGACGCUUCUUGCCAAGGCUGUUGCCAACGAGUGCGCGGCCAACUUCAUCUCUAUCAAGGGUCCCGAGCUACUUUCCAUGUGGUUCGGUGAGUCUGAGAGCAACAUCCGUGACAUCUUCGACAAGGCCCGUGCCGCCGCACCUUGCGUUGUGUUCCUUGACGAGUUGGACUCUAUCGCCAAGUCGCGUGGUGGAUCUCAAGGAGAUGCUGGUGGUGCAUCCGACCGUGUGGUUAACCAGCUUCUGACUGAGAUGGACGGUAUGACAUCGAAGAAGAACGUCUUCGUCAUUGGUGCUACCAACCGACCGGAGCAGCUCGACAACGCUCUGUGCCGUCCUGGUCGUCUCGACACGCUCGUCUACGUUCCUCUACCCGAUCUGGCCUCGCGUGUCAGCAUUAUCAAGGCUCAGCUCCGCAAGACUCCUGUCGCUGAGGACGUCAAUAUCGACUUCAUCGCCCAGAACACCCACGGAUUCUCCGGUGCCGAUCUUGGUUUCGUCACCCAGCGUGCUGUCAAGCUCGCUAUCAAGCAGUCUAUUGCGAUCGAUAUCGAGCGCCGCAAGGCUCGCGAAGCUGCUGGUGAAGACGUCGACAUGGAGGUCGAUGAGGAGGACCCAGUACCUGUGCUGACCAAGGCCCAUUUCGAGGAGGCCAUGCGCUCUGCUCGUCGUUCCGUUACCGACGUCGAGAUCCGCCGAUACGAGGCGUUCGCACAAUCAAUGAAGAACUCCGGUGGCUCAAGCUUUUUCCGUUUCCCCGACGCUGAGAAUGCGGCGGGUGGUGGUGAGCAAAACACCUUCGGUGCUGGUGGCGAGGACGAGGAUCUGUACAACUAG
Molecule: messenger RNA, 2511 nt
Organism: Alternaria atra
Lineage: Eukaryota; Fungi; Ascomycota; Dothideomycetes; Pleosporales; Pleosporaceae
Exons: 4
Coding region: 1-2511 (836 amino acids)
Biological process (GO): retrograde protein transport, ER to cytosol; autophagosome maturation; mitotic spindle disassembly
Cellular component (GO): nucleus; VCP-NPL4-UFD1 AAA ATPase complex; cytosol
Molecular function (GO): ATP binding; polyubiquitin modification-dependent protein binding; ATP hydrolysis activity
Source: RefSeq, a predicted model, not a curated record